Molecule: messenger RNA, 6737 nt
Organism: Seminavis robusta
Lineage: Eukaryota; Bacillariophyta; Bacillariophyceae; Naviculales; Naviculaceae
Source: the annotation of a GenBank genome assembly
UUUCUCGUAAAAUUACUACGGUAGUCUAGCUACCGGUAGUCUUUUUCCUCCUUCUGAUUCGAUUCAUAAAAUUCAUUGGCAUCAUCUAUUUCAUCUCAUCUCAUCUAUCCAUAGACAGACAGACAAAGAGCACAACAACGAGAGCUACCAUAGCUAGUAGUACUAGUAGUAAACGUGCCUUCCUUUCUCUAAUUCUAAAGAUGGGAUUGCUGGACGCACUGGGUAGCUUGGGUACGAAGAACGUUGCUCUGGUGGUGUUAACCGUUACGACGAUUGCUCUAUCGAUAGCACUAGGUGUCACCGUCUCCGAGUUCAAUGAGCAACGGCUGCGCUACUCUCAGUAUGGACAACCUCCCCCACAAGAAUACAUUGCCAUUGAUACUACUACCUCUACUACUGCUGGUGCUACUGCUAGUGGAAAGGAUGAGGUCAUUCAAGACUCUACCACGGCAGCCACCACUGGUCAAACGCCAGCAGCAGAGGAUGAAGACCAAGAUGUUCUGUUUGGCGCGCCACUGCAAUUUUCGGAGAAUGAAAAUAGCCAGAGUGCCGAACGCGCCAUGGUGACGAUUGACCUCAGUAGUAGUGCCACCAUUAGUUGUCCUACGACGGCCGCGUCGUCGCAAGCAUUUACUGUGGCGGACUUGGUCAAUCCCGCCGCUCUCGGCAUUACACUCUCGGCUACCAAUCAAUUGUGUACAUUAGUGCGGCUCAAUACUGCUGCAUCUCCGUCCAAUACGUUUAUUCAGCCCCUUGCCCGAAGCUACAGUGGUAAUGACUGGGAGAAAACACGGGGAGCCUUUGUUCAACAAGUUGCCUUUGAUUGCACACCGGGCACUAGCUGUACCAUUGACAUGACGAAAAUCGAAGCAGUCGCAGCAGGAAGUCAAUACCAGUUAUCUACCUUUGAUCCACCGGCGCAUUACACCAAACGCGAUGUCAUUGCACGAUUCUUGGAACAGACUACCUUUGGUCCUACUACGGCCGAUAUUGAUGCCCUCGAAGCGGCGGAACCGAGCACGGACUUGGACGCGCUCAAACAAUCGCUGGCAUUGGCCACGUACGUGCAAGAACAACAAGCGACAAAUUCCAUCUUUUCCCAUCGCGCCCAUUAUCGCAAACAUCUCAAUGCCAGAUUUGAACAUGCCGGACCCAUGGGACGCAUUACCUGGCCGUGUGAACGGGGAACCCGCUAUCGGCGCAUGGCGUUCUCGGAUAAGGACGACGAAAAGACAUUGGUCGUCACGUCCAGUGGAACCACCAAACUUUUUGCCAUUGAUGGCAAAGUACGGACGGCCUAUGAUCCACCACUCUACGGGAUUCUCUCGGGAGGUGUCAUUACCGAAGUCUGGUAUCCCGAUGGAGAUUAUCGGAUUUGCGAGAUUAAAUACGAUCUAUUCACAGCACUCUCCAGCGUCACGGUCAAACACCCCGACCAUGCGGACUGCAUCACGCUCGUCACAAAAGGUGCCGAUGGAUACUUUUAUUCCAAUCUACCCAUCAACGUACAUCCGGGAUCCAACGAUGUCAUGAUAAACAUUCCCAUUGGCAGUGCAGCACCCAUUGAUGUCAAUUAUGCCAAUGCACAACCCGCAUUGGUCGAAAAUCAACUCAACAGUCCCGAGCAACCCGAAAUCAUAUUGUCGGCCGAUUUGACCGACGAGGUUUGUUUUGAAUUGCGAGGUGGUCGAGGCGAUGAAUGUACUCCCACUGGAACCGAGCCCUGUAAAAAGAUACGAUGUAUGGCGCCCCCACCGGGAUGUUUCAACGUGGAAAGUCAUUUCGUUGUCACGGACGAAGGGUUCUGCUGUCCGGGACCGUGCUAUCAAGUGGAUAGUCUCGGGAACAGGUGCAAUGGAGAUGAGAAAGCAGUGAUUGCACAAUGGAAUGGCCAACUUUAUAUACAUGACCCUCGACGCUACAUGUUGGAAAACACUCUCGAGGCGCCCAAGCAAGAUGGCGGCGGAGAAAUUGAAACCGACUAUAACAAUCCGCUGGGAGACGAGUGGACGGCCCGAUGUGCCAAUGCCAAAAGGAACUUUGUCAACGAGGAUUCGUGCUUUCUUUCCAAUUCACCCGAUGCUUGUUCCUAUCGACCGACACAGACAGUUGUGAAUGAACAAGAUCCAUAUUCAUGGUUCAAUGUCACGUUAGAGGCUCUCAAAAAGGUCUACCAACAAACGGGGGCUGGAGCGGGAGGAAACACCGUCUACCUGUAUGCUAUCGAUGGGCUACGAGUCGAAGAUGACAUCAAAGUUGCACCGCCCUGUCAAAAGGGAAGACAUCGGUUCAUCAAAGGACCGUGCACAACUCCAGGAGAAGGGCCCCUAGGGCCUCUUGAGGCGAGCACUAUUGACUUGUUUGAACGAAAAUUGGCCAGUCGAGACAAUGUAAACGAAAACCCCUUCUACAUGGAUUGGUAUCGUGGUGCCAACACGGAUCCCUGUGACCCAUUAGAUUCCCUGGCAGUCGCAUUUGAAAUUCGCAACACAAACAUGGAUGGAACAUGUUUCAAGCAUGUCCACCCCGAUCACUUGAAUGUGUAUGACUUUACAUAUUGGACCAUCUCACACCCAGGAAACAGCGAGACGAGAAAUCCAAUCAAAGAGCUCCACGAGAGUGGCAAUGCCAUCUUGACAUUUCCCGAUUGGCACGGAAUGGACCGAUGGCAACAACAGAAAGGCGCGGCCAAGCCAGGCAACAUGCGACUAGGCGAGAGCUACGACUUUUAUCGCCUGCCUCUGGCGAUUCGACGUGUAGACGUUGCUGGAGCUCUGGGGGUUCGUUUGAAUUAUCAACCCCAUGAUGAAGAUAUCCCCGGACCGUUCAUGGUUUGUGGAAGCCCUUUCGAAGUUGCCAAUGAUCCAUUCCAGGGUGGAGACUCCUAUAUGGGAGCGUUUGACGCUGAUACGUCCUUCUAUCAGACUACAAAGGGCACAUAUCUGAAAUCGCAGCUCAGGAUUACAUGGUUCGUUGCCGCCUUGUCACAAACCGGCCAGCUCCGACAACGGGUUGCAUGGGCCCUCUCGCAAAUUUUUUCGAUUUCACCUGAUGCCAUAAUUAGUGGCGACACCCUUUCGGAGGCAUUCCUGGUGUACUAUGAUAUAUUUGUCCGGCAAGCAUUUGGCAACUACAGAGAUGUAAUGAAGGAGGUUUCCUUCUCACCGAUCAUGGGUGAAAUGCUUACAUACUACGGUGGGCGCUCUACAGCGACUGUUUUCGAAGAUGAGGGCAACAUCCAAUUUGCCGACGAAAACUAUGCUCGGGAGGUUAUGCAGCUCUUCAGCUUGGGACUAUACCGUCUCAACAAAGACGGCACCCAGCAGUUGGAUGGGAGCGGAGGCACCCAACUUGUUUACACUAACGACGAUAUUGAAGAGUAUGCGCGAGCCUGGACUGGCUUCAUCCGUCAGGGAAGGCGCGGGAAUAUCGAGGAGAUGGCAAAGCUCAAUCAGAUAGAUCCAAUGCAGAUUUUCGCUCCCUGGAGGGAUCGGUUGCCCAAGAUGGGUCUUGAUCGAACCUCUGACCCGGAGCUGCACACUGACCCAGUGGAAUGGCGCGGCGAUGGCACUGCGGUCAGGCUUACGCUUGAUCCAGCCAGCCAGUUGUUCACCAAACUAAUCUCUUUGGUGCCACAGCUCCGGAUAGUUCUGGACGCAAAUCUUGAUUGUACGGGAAUCGAAUGCAGCAUUGACACAGUCCGUGUUGUUAAGGUUGGCGACUAUUACUACGAAUAUAUUCGGACACCUUGUGUUCUCCAUGCUUUCUUUGGUAAUGCCAAGACCAUUGCAAGGCGUGCUAAUGGCAAUGAUGCUAUGUGUGGAGAUCCUAACAACGUGGAGACUGCAACAACUGCAUGCUGUGAAACCAGCAACUCUUGGAAUGAGCAGUAUUUUGGUGAGCGGACGGUUUUUGCUACCUCACAAGGGCGAUGCUCUUUGUGUGACCUUAGCACCAGACCCUCGUGUACGGCCAACGAAUGCCUCGCUGACAACUACUAUUGGACAGAAGAGAGCUGCAUGGUCAAGGCCAAGAUAAACCCUUCUUCAGGCAAGGUUGGAGUAGUUCACGAGCCAACUGGGGUCGCCACUGAUGAUGUGGCUUCCAUUGUACAGCCGCACACACAAACAUACUUUCGCGUGGACUGGACUUGUGGAGAUGCCUCGGCCUGCGGCUUGAGCGCUUGUGAAGUACUUCCUUCAUGCAGCAUGACCACCGAUGGGAUGUGUCUCUGCGAAGUAAGCGUCGCCGACGAGCCAGUAUUCGGUAUAGCUACACCACCGACCCGAGAACAAGUCUUGGAUUUGCUGCACAUUGGAGCUGUGAAACCGUUUGGAAUUGAUGCGCGAGUGCUACCAUCUGAUCCUGAUGUGAAAGUGUACUAUGGCGACACAUCGUUCACCGAAUCUUCCAUCUUCGAGGUAGUUGAUGAUUAUGGUCGAACAGUUCUCAGAAAGAACGUACGGUCAGUAGUCAGCGUCGCCGGAACAACAACUCUGUCAUUCCGUAAUCCAGUGCAUUUUAUGCAUCUCGCGGACCCUGAACCUCGAGAUGCAUACCACGAGACGGAUGCCACCUUGGACCAUUAUUUCUAUCACCCAAACACCGGGCCGUUCGUUGCCUAUCGCUUUGCCCAAAGAUUUGGAAUCUCAAAUCCAUCUCCGCGCUACGUCACCUCUAUCACUGAUGCAUUUGUAACGGGAUUGUACACGUUCAAUGCUGGUGUCACAUCCGUCAACUUUGGAAGUGGCAAGUAUGGUGACCUGGCAAGCACGAUUGCGGCAGUUCUGUUGGACCGCGAGGCUAGGGAUUUCAUCUUGGAUAUGGAUCUGUCAUAUGGUUCCGUCAAAGAACCAAUCAUCAAAAUUACUGGUCUGUUGCGGUCUCUUGGUUUUAACCUCAACGAUCUUUUCAAGUGGGUCGAGUUCCAAUUUGAUAUUGGAGAGACUCUUGGUCAAAUGGCGCAUGAGAUCCCAUCGGUCUUCUCAUUUUUCCUCCCAGAAUACCAACCAUCAGGCCCUGUAUCCCAAGCUGCGUUGGUAGCUCCGGAGGCCCAGGUUUUAUCAGCACCCACAAUCAUCAACACAAUGAAUGGAAUUCUAUCAGCAUUAAAGUACGGCCUUAACAAUUGCGUCUCGGGCUUUGGUCCUACAGCGUUCCAGAUGUCGAGGUUCUGUUCAAGUGCAACGAUUGGAAGUACGGUGGGCGUGGGCGGGUUUGGCUUCACGCCGUCAUCCACGGAUGCCGCUGUUGAUGAAUUAGCCACUCUAAUGACUGCGGGCAGACUGAGUCCUGAAAAACGAACGAAACUCAAGAGCCUGUAUGAUUCACCCAUCGAGUCGCAGAUGCUCAUCUCUUCCACCCCAGAAUUUCACGCUACGGGUGUUACACAAACAACCGGGGUGAGUAGGCCUCCAAAACCGGCUGCAACUGCGUCGUCGACCCCCUACAAGGCUCUUGUUUAUGUCUUCCUGCCUGGGGCCUAUGAUUCUUGGAAUACCCUCGUUCCCCACACCUGUACAGUCACAAACUCUGCUGGCCAAACUCCUCGAGAGCAGUAUGAAAAUGAGCGAUCAGCACUAAAACUGGUUGAUAGUGAGAGAACCAGAAUUAUUGAUGCCACUGGACAGCCUUGCUCCCAAUUUGCGGUCCACCCUGAUAUGGAGUUUCUGGAAAGAAACUACAACGGCGGCGAUUUGGCAUUCUUUGCCAAUGUGGGGCAGAUUGAUACUCCAGUGACAAAGGACGACUACCAAAGGCUCUCGAGGUCUCAGCUGUUUGCACACAACAGCAUGCAACAAGAGAACUACAAGAUUGAUCCUUGGGACGCGAAAACUGGUACUGGUCUUCUAGGGCGCACAUGUGACGCCCUUCAAUUGAAAGGAUUCAAGCCACAACCAAUCACGGUUACCCAUGUAAACGUCGCAACUGUGGGCGUUCCAGGGGCAUCUGAGCCUCCAUUGGUGGUAGGUCUGAACGGGGUCGAUUCAUUUGCGCGAGCACGUGGGACUGAUGGAAUCGAUCUGAAUGACCAUUGGAGCGACAUGAACAAUGCUACUGAGGCACAUAGCAGUGCCUUCGGUGAAACGUGGUCCAUCAAUUUCAAAAGAGCUGUGGAAGAUUCUGGGCAGCUGAAAACCGCGCUGGACAAUGUAGCUCUAACCCAAAACUACCCUGACGCUGAAGGGGCAGCAAGGAACAUGAUCCGAAAUGUCAAGACGAUGGCCAGCAUGAUAUUAACUCAUGAAGAACGAGGGGUUGAUCGAGAUGUUAUGUUUGCAAGGGUGGGAACCUGGGACCAUCAUGCAAGGAUGAAAACAGAGCUAAAAGAAAAUUUUGUUGGCCUCGACCAAGCUCUUUCAAUAUUCGAGAGCGAAAUGAAAGCACAAAAUCUGUGGGCGAACGUUACAGUUGCGGUUGUUUCAGAGUUUGGCCGAACCUUGACUGCCAACAGCGGGGACGGAAGUGACCAUGCAUGGGGUGGACACUAUUGGCUUGUUGGUGGCAGCGUCAAAGGCGGACAGAUCUUGGGUGAUUAUCCACCAGAUAUCACCUCGCUCGGGCCAGUCAAUAUUGGGAGGGGGCGUAUCAUGCCGACAUCUAGCUGGGAGUCCAUGCUAACCGCACCUCUGCAAUGGUUGGGGCUGGAAACUGAAGCAGAGUUGGACUAUUGCAUGCCUAAUAGGUUGAAUGCAGGUGCAGCUCUGUUCACAGCCGACCAAGUUUUCAAGCCGUAA